Molecule: messenger RNA, 1206 nt
Organism: Oikopleura dioica
Lineage: Eukaryota; Metazoa; Chordata; Appendicularia; Copelata; Oikopleuridae
Source: the annotation of a GenBank genome assembly
AUGGAUAGACUGGACGAGCUUGUCAUGGACUCACAGAACAAAGAAAAUGAACGACAAGAGCUGGAAAAACGCCUUUCCGAGAAAGAAAACGCCCUGCAAGAACUCCAGAAAAACUUGCUCAAAGCUAAUCACGAGCUAAGACGACUCCAGGAUGAAAUGGAAAACAAUAAAGCGAUGGCCUUUUUGCCCAAGGAGGAGUUGGUGCACCUGCAGGAGCAAUCAAAGGAGCAGAAGAAAUCAAAAGAACUCGCCGAGCAGUUAAAAGAAAAGCUUGCAAAAGCUCAAGAGUCGUUGAAGAGCGCUCACGGGGCAGAGUCAGCUGCGAGAAAAGCGAAGCGAGAAAAAGAAGAGGAAUCGAACCGCAUCUGCAAGGAGCUUGAGGAUUUGAAACAAUCCCAUGAGAGGCAAAAAGGCGACCUCAAAUCGCGAGACAAAGAAAUUGCAGCGUUAAUUUCGGCAAAAGAAGACUUGCACAAACAGCUCCGAAGCUCCGCCCAAGAGAAAGAAGACGCCCAGGAGAAAAUAAAAGCCCUUGAGAGCGAAAUUGAAAGUAUUCAACAAAUGACGCUCUACGAUGACAAAGUCUGCGCGCUGGAAAAUGAGCUCAGAGAACAGCGGCGGAAAAAUCGAGAGCUCAAGAAACAGCUGGAAGCGGAAAAGAGCAAAAAUGCGGUCGUCGAUGAUGGAGUCGACAAAGAUGCAGAAAUUGAAGCGCUCAAGCGGGAAGUUCUCGAGCUUCAGUAUAGAAUGAAAGAAGAAAGUGAACGAUACGAGAGCCAGUGGGAAGACGCUGAAGCCAUGCAUCAACGACAACUGAGAGCAAUGCGAGAGGCAAUAGAAAAAGCCUCGAAUAGUGGCAAGGCAAAUGACGACUCUAUCAAGAAACUUCGCCAAGAACUCCAAAAAGAACGAGAGUCCAACCGUCAAAAGUCCGAUGAAAUAUCUGAGCUUCGAUCGAAGAAUCGCGACUUCAACCGAAAAUCAGCUGACCUCGAGAGAGUCCGCGCUGACUUGGCAUCUGCGCAAGAUAACAUCAAACAAAUGAAGCUGGAGAGCGAAGAGGAGAAGCGCAAAAAUGACCGGAUAAUAUUUAACUUGCGAGGACAUAUGUUGAAUAUUUACACCGGAAAUGUAUCUGACGAGAUGGCCAAGAUGCUCGACAUUGCGCUCGAACUAGAAAGGUCGAAGAUUCCUUGCGCCAAUUGA